CUUACCAGUGAUGCAACCUAACAAUUUUACUAAAAUUCCCUAUUUUAUCUGUUGUGUAUCUAGAAAAUGGACACUACAGGAAGUAAUUUUUAAUCGUUGAAAUUCAAUGAAAAAUUGUGCUUUUUCAUGGAAUAUGUGGAAAAUAUUUCAAAUAUUAUCAUUUCUCGUUGUAGAAAAUCUAAUAACAUAAAAUAAAGUGAAGGAAGUGAGUUCUAGAAACUUGAAAACAAUGGAUCUCAUGGUGGGCGACAGUGGUGUUUAUGCCGCCGAGAGAAUUACCAGAAAAAGGAAACGACGGGGAGGAGUUGUUGAGUACUUGGUAAAAUGGAAGGGAUGGAGCCAGAAACAUAACACCUGGGAACCAGAAGAAAAUAUUCUAGAUAAUCGUUUAAUUGAGCUCUAUGAGCAAAACCAUAAACCUGAUGGUACUCUCAAAAGAGGUCCUAAGAAAAAAGUACAUCCUACUACUACCCCUGUAGCUGAAGACACAGAAGAUGAGGCUCUAAAAAGUGGAGAAGAAAGCCAAGAUGAAGGAACUUCUGAAACGACUACCACUACAACUACUACUACUACUAGCACAAAAGGGAAAGCAAAACAUGAAACUACUGCUCGCGUGGAAGAUGAUGAUACUCGGGCCGGUUCUGAGGACACAUCUGAAACUACAGUUCCACCUGCGCCUGAAUCUGCUGAAAACGAGAAUUCGAAUAGUUCCAGCAGCGAAGACAGACGUCCCCUCCUUUCCCGAAUGGAGGUUGGAACAAAAAGGAAAGCAGAAGUGCUUUCAAAAGAAAGUGGAAAAAUUGGCGUUACUAUAACGACUAGUCCUACUAGUUCCAGUCCACCUCCAGCUAAGGCCAUGAAAGUUUCAAAACAAUCUUCGGCGGCCUCUAGGACAGUUGAACGUCAGAGUUCGAAAGGCGUCGAUGAGGAAACAUUGGCUAUACCUCCUGCUUCCUUACCUGCUGCUCUUACGGCUACAGCUCCCAGAACAAGCACAGACAAAAGACAAGUACCUGCAGAUGCAACUUUACCUCAUUCGUCUACAAAAGAGCCAGCCUCGCCUAAGCCAGUGGCAUCGCGUACUGACGAAAAAAGGCCAGAGAAAAAGGUGGAACCAAAAACAGAAAAUGGCCCACUUGAAGAAAAACCCAUCACAGUCAACGGUCACAACAACAAUAACGUUUCGAAUGACAUACCGGCCAUUGUAAGUCCCGGUUCUGAGUAUUGGCUGGCGAGGAACCCGGUGGCAGAUCAAGUGUUUAUCACUGAUGUCACGGUUAACCUUAAAACUGUGACUAUUCGGGAGUGUAAGACUGAAAAAGGAUUUUUUAAGGAUCGAGAUGAUAAAAGUCAUCCCAGUGAUAUUAUAUGAUUUGAUUUUUAUUAUUUUUUUUUAGUACUGCGGUAGGUGGGAGCAUCGUUUGCUCAAUAUAUUUCUAGAAUAGUACAACCUGUUUGUUUAUAAUUUUUUACAUUACAUCUUUAUCUUAUUUUCUCGAUUCUCUCGAUAGAUUAUGAAUUAACAUCUGUAGUUGGACUGGAGUAAUGAUAUUUAGUUCUAGUGCUUUAAAUUUUUGAAUCUUUUUGACAGUUGACGUUUGGCGUUGACAAUUAACUGACAGCUGUCAUUUAUGACGCCAUAAUAUAUAAUUUUGUAAUUGUAUGGUUGGCUAUUCUAAAAUUAAAUCUCUAUCAGUGUCUUUUUGUAACUGGUUGCACAAAGAUAAUAUAUUUUAGUAACACUAAUUAAAUUUGUAAUAUUGUAGAAAAUGUGAUUUAAAUAGGGUCGAAUUUAAGAUUUUUAAUGAUUAAUAAGCAUAGAAAUAAUUCUAAAUAAAUUUUAUAGAUCAAAAGACCACUAAUAUAUGCCUAGAAAAUAAUAUAAAGAUCUGGAAUAAAAUUGCAGACUUGUUAAUUUUUUUGUAUAGAAAUUUUUAUGCUUGCUGUAGAAAAAAUACUUAAGUUUUAUUAUUGCUGUAUUUAUUUUUUAUCUACUAUGUUUUUAUAUUUUUACAAUGAUCUUAGUAAAAUGUAUCUCUCAUUUAACGCAGUACUUUAUUUUUUAACAUAGGUACUUUCAGUUGAGUAAUGUUUGUACAGGGUAGCUCUUUUUGUUAGAGCAGGUCUAUAGUAUUUUAUUUAAACAGAUGAUUUUGCUAAUAUUCAUUUUGCUGGUGCUAAAAUUUAAAUUGAAAUUGGUACUUUUUCAUCAUUUAGUUUCAAAAAAUCGAAAGAUGUUGCACUAUUUUUUGUUUUAUAGAAAUAUUUUUAUAAUUCAAGGAAUAUGCAGCAACUUAUUUUAUAUUUUUGACAAAAUGGGUGAAUUUUUAUGAAGGUGUAUAAUAAUUUAGAUUGUACCACUUAUAAUAAUAAUGCCUCCCAUUUAAUAUAUAAAUUUUGUGCCAAUAUGUAAAUUACGCCAGUGUUUAUUUUUAUACAAAUAAAAAAAAUGGAGAAUAAUUCCACAAAAAUAUUAUACAAUUUUAUUAUUUGAAUUCUUUGUUAAUUUUUUUAAAAGAAAUUACAGAAUUUUUUUUUGAGAAGCCGCCAUUUUUAAGUUUUUGUUUUAAAAAAUAUUUUCCCUUCGUCAAUGGAAUUCGUAUAAUUUUUACGAAGUUUAUAUUUAUUGGUCACAAGUAUCAAUUUCUUUAACUUGCAGUUAUAUUUUUCUCAAUUUUAGAUUCCCAUCUUUGGGAUUUAUAGUUUGUUUCUUUAUAUAAUAUAUAUAAUUAUCUUUAUACACUGUCAUUUUUACUGUCACUUGUCAGUGUCUUUCAACAAAUUUAUUGACAGAUGACAGGUAAUGUUAUAUCGUUUAAAGCCUUAUCUGUCAUAUUUUUAACUGACAGCUGACAUUAAAAAUUUACUGACAGAUAAAACGAGAACAUUAUUUUUGUGCGAGUUUUCAUGUUUUCUUUGUUGAGGGCAAUUAAUAGAAAUCCAACCGAAUAAACAAAUUAUAUUCUAAUAGAUUUCUUUCAAAGCUUUAUAGAUUUUUAAUCAUUCCACAAUUUUAUUGUAUAUAAUGUAAAUUCGAUUUUAACAUAGAAAUACUAAAAAUUUAGUAAAUUCGUCAGUACCUUUCUUUAGCGCUAUUAUUAACUUAUUUGAUUAAUUUUAAGUAUUUAUUUUCGUCUUUUUUGUAUUGUAUUAUUUUUAAGGACAAUCCUAUUUUUAGUCAAACUUUUCAAGUCAUUCUAUUUUCCAUUAAUCAGAAGCUACCGAAAAUUAUCAAACAAUUUUUUUUGCAGUUUACUUAAUUAUGAAACUCGAUACAAGUCAAAUGUCAUUUGAUGGCGAUGACAACUAAUCGUCAAUUUAUUUUUAUACCUAUUUGUGAUUAUAAAAAUGUUGUCUUUGGUAAAUUUGGGUAGAAUCUGAUUAUAUUUUUGCUAUUUUUUUUGAGAUUGUCUUUCUAUUGUAAAUAUUGUGUAUUAUACAAGUUGAUUGACAGUUGUUUUUCUGUUGAUAUAGUAUGGUAUUUUUGAAAUAAAAUUACAAAGAA
Messenger RNA from Psylliodes chrysocephalus, 3505 nucleotides. The record is from the annotation of a GenBank genome assembly. Lineage: Eukaryota; Metazoa; Arthropoda; Insecta; Coleoptera; Chrysomelidae.